Pseudopodoces humilis (Tibetan ground-tit) is the source of this 2664-nucleotide messenger RNA. Lineage: Eukaryota; Metazoa; Chordata; Aves; Passeriformes; Paridae. The record is from RefSeq and is a predicted model, not a curated record.
AGGCCAUCGCGGGGCUCAAUGGGAUGCAGCUCGGGGACAAGAAGCUGCUGGUGCAGCGGGCGAGCGUCGGCGCCAAGAACGCCACCCUGAGCACGAUCAACCAGACGCCGGUGACGCUGCAGGUGCCGGGGCUGAUGAGCUCUCAGGUGCAGAUGGGCGGGCACCCCACGGAGGUGCUGUGCCUGCUCAACAUGGUGCUGCCCGAGGAGCUGCUGGACGACGAGGAGUACGAGGAGAUCGUGGAGGACGUGCGCGACGAGUGCGGCAAGUACGGCACCGUCAAAUCCAUCGAGAUCCCGCGGCCCGUGGACGGCGUCGAGGUGCCGGGCUGCGGAAAGGUGAGAUACGGGCUUACCUGUGCUCAGGUGUGCUCAGGUGUGCUGGGAAUGGGCACUGAGGGGUGGGAAUGGAACAAAUCCAUCGAGAUCCCGCGGCCCGUGGACGGCGUCGAGGUGCCGGGCUGCGGAAAGUACGCCCCCCCCGCGCAGGGGGACCCCUCUCUGCAGCCGCAGCCCCCCCAGUACUACCAGUGGUACCAGCCCUACGGGGGGGGCUACUACCCCUACGGCUACUACUACCCACUGGGGGUGUACCCCGGCUAUGGGGCGCCCACCGCCCCCUACGCCGCGGGGGGAGGGGGCUCCUACGCCGCCGCCCCCCCCCAGCAGCAGCCCCCCGCCCCCCCCCAGCAGCAGAGCGGCCUGGGCCAGGGGGGCUCCACCCCCUACCCCUCCCCCCACUACGGCGAGGGGCCCCCCCCGAAGGGCAAGAAGGGGGGGGGGCAGCUCUGGAGCCGCAUGAAGCAGGCUCCGGGCUCGGGGGGUCUCAAGUUCCAGCUGCCCAAGCGCCCCUUCGUGCUGCCCCCCCCGGCCUUUGGGGAGCAGCCCCGGGGGGGCGGCGCCUUCGGGGGCCCCCCCGGCCCCGAGAAGCUGCACGGGGGGCACGGAGAGCCCCGUGGGGCGGCGGGCAGGGGCAAGCCCGAGGACUGGCCCCCCGAGAUGAAGGCGUACGUGCAGCGCUGCUUCACGGCCUGCGAGUCGGAGGAGGACAAGGACAGGACGGAGAAGCUGCUGAAGGAGCUGCUGCAGGCGCGGCUGCAGGACGGCUCGGCCUUCACCAUCGACUGGAGCCGCGAGCCCCUGCCCGGGCUGGGCCGGGACGGCUCCUCCAGCCCCAAGAAGAAGCGCUGGGAGCUGCCCCCAGCCCGGCCCGGCCCGGCCCCGGGGCCGCCCCCGAGCCCCUCCCAGCGCCCCCCGGGCUCGGGGGGCCCGGCCCCCGCCCAGAGAGGGGGUCCCGGGGGGUCCCGGGCCCGCGGGGGCGGCGCCUUCCCCACCAAGUUCGGGAACCGGAACGUCUUCAUGAAGGAGAACAGCUCCUCCUCCAGCGGCUCCCGCUCGCGCUCCCGCUCGUCCUCGCGCUCACCGGGGCGCCGCUGCCGCCGCAGUGACUCCGACUCGGACUCGUCGGCUUCGGGGGCCGAGCCCCGGCCCGGGGGGCGCCGGGGGGGCCCCCCCAAACCCCGCGGCCGGGGGGGACCCCUGGAACGGGGCCGGGCACGGGCCCAGCGCGGCAAGAGGCCGGAGCCGGGUCCCCCCCGCCGCGCUCGCCGCCGGCCGCCCCCCGACCCCGAGGACCCCGAGCGGGAGCUGCGGCGCCAGCGCCGGGCCCAGCGCUUCCAGGGGGGCGGCGCCGGGGGGGGACACCCCAAAAAGGCCCGGCCCAACCCCCCCCCGGCCCCCGGGAGCCCCCCCCGCCCCCCCGGGCCCGGCCCCGCCGAGGGCCUGGACUGGGACCAGCUCAAGAUCCUGGGCACCUGCCAGGAGGUGACCAAACGGUACCUGAGGCUCACCUGUGCUCCUGACCCGGCCACCGUGCGGCCUGUGCCUGUUCUGCGUCAGGCGCUGGCGCUGGUUCGCUCCCACUGGCAGCAGCACCGCGACUACGCCUGGGCCUGCGAGCAGCUGAAAUCCCUGCGCCAGGACCUGACGGUCCAGGGCGUCCGCACCGAGUUCACGGUGGAGGUUUACGAGGCGCACGCCCGCAUCGCCCUGGAGAAGGGCGACCACGAGGAGUUCAACCAGUGCCAGACGCAGCUGAAGGCGCUGUACGGGGAGAACCUGCCCGGCUGCGUGGGCGAGUUCACGGCCUACCGCAUCCUCUACUGCAUCUUCACCAACAACUCCGGAGAACUGACCACGGAGCUGGCCCUGCUGCCCCCGGCGCUGCGCUCUGACCCCGCCGUGUCCCACGCCCUGGCCCUGCGCGCCGCCUGGGCCCUGGGGCUCUACAGCCGCUUCUUCCGCCUGCACGGCUCGGCCCCGGCCAUGGGCCCGCGCCUCAUCGACCUGUUCGCCGAGCGCGAGCGGCGCCGCGCCCUGCGCGCCAUCAUCAAGGCCUACCGCCCGGCGCUGCCGACGGCCCAGCUGGGCCCACUUAUGGGGCUGGAGCCCCCCGAGCGCCGCCGCUUCCUGGGGGGGCUGCCCCUCACCUUCACCGGGCCCGACCGCGGCGCCAUCGACUGCCGGCAGAGCCUGGCAGCCCUGCCCCACAUCUGAGCCACCGCGACCCACGGCAGCCUCGGCGGGGCCGUGGGCACAGGGAGGGACCCGUGGGGCGCGGAUCUGCCCCACGGCCGCGGCUGCCCCAUGGCUGCUGCCCCACAGC